UCAUUCAACAAUCUUGCUCUCUCCUUCGAGGAACGUCCUGUUGACAGAAGACGGAAAUUACAUAUUUUUUUAUAAUAAAAGAGUAUAUUUUUAACGCGCUAUGGUCUUACUCGGCGAAAUAUUUCCGGAUUUUACAGCGGACACGCAGUUAGGAACGAUUAAACUUCACGAGUGGCUGGGCGAUUCGUGGGGCAUCCUAUUUUCUCAUCCCAAUGAUUUCACACCAGUCUGUACAACUGAAUUGGCACGGGUGGCAAAAUUAAUGCCCGAAUUUAAGAGAUUAGGAGUGAAAGUAAUCGCACUGUCCUGCAACUCUGUUGAAUCUCAUCGUAAAUGGAUAAAGGAUAUUCAAAGUUAUGGCGAGAUAACAGAUGAGGAAUUUCCAUAUCCAAUAAUAGAAGAUCAAACUAGGAAGCUUGCUACAUCAUUGGGAAUGUUGGACCCUGCUGAAAUAGACAAUCGGACUGGAUUACCCAUGUCGGCACGAGCUGUGUUUAUAAUUGAUCCAGUUAAGAAGAUGCGAUUAUCAAUUUUAUAUCCAGCUACUACUGGUCGCAAUUUUGAUGAAAUAAUAAGGGUGAUCGAAUCUCUUCAGCUUACAGAAAAGUACAAAGUAGCAACUCCUGUAGAUUGGAAGAAAGGAGGCGAUGUAAUGAUCGAUCCGAGUGUAUCGGACAGUGAAGCCAAAGCAUCCUACAAUGAUAUUAAAACUGUGAUGUUGCCCUCUGGCAAAACGUACCUGCGUAUUGUGCCACAACCUAUAGACGCUUAAAAAGAUAAUUUCUUAUAUAUUUAACAAAAAAGUUUAAUUAAAAUUCAAAAUAAAUCUCAAAAAAAUCA
Messenger RNA from Camponotus floridanus (Florida carpenter ant), 840 nucleotides. It is a transcript of the gene Prx6a, whose product is annotated as peroxiredoxin-6. The coding region runs from base 101 to 772 and encodes 223 amino acids. The record is from RefSeq and is a predicted model, not a curated record. Gene Ontology annotation, cellular component: mitochondrion; cytosol. The transcript is spliced from 5 exons. Gene Ontology annotation, biological process: cell redox homeostasis; cellular oxidant detoxification. NCBI's taxonomy places the organism in Eukaryota, Metazoa, Arthropoda, Insecta, Hymenoptera, Formicidae. Gene Ontology annotation, molecular function: peroxiredoxin activity.